This is a messenger RNA of Prionailurus viverrinus (fishing cat), 551 nucleotides long. RefSeq names its product urocortin (gene UCN). Gene Ontology annotation, cellular component: extracellular region. NCBI's taxonomy places the organism in Eukaryota, Metazoa, Chordata, Mammalia, Carnivora, Felidae. Gene Ontology annotation, molecular function: hormone activity. The transcript has a single exon. The record is from RefSeq and is a predicted model, not a curated record. The coding region runs from base 6 to 386 and encodes 126 amino acids. Gene Ontology annotation, biological process: negative regulation of feeding behavior.
GCACCAUGAGGCAGGUGGGACGCGCGGCGCUGCUGGCGGCGCUGCUGCUCCUGGCGGCGCUGCGCCCGGGGAGCAGCCAGUGGAGCCCGGAGGCGGCGGUCGCGGGGGUCCGGGACCCGAGUCUGCGCUGGAGCCCUGGGGCGCGGAACCAGGACGGCGGGGCCCGCGCGCUACUCUUGCUGCUGGCCGAGCGCUUCCCGCGCCGCGCGGGGCCGGGAGGAUGGGGACCCCGGACUGCGGGAGAACGGCCGAGACGGGACGACCCUCCGCUAUCCAUUGACCUCACCUUCCACCUGCUGCGGACCCUGCUGGAGCUGGCGCGGACGCAGAGUCAGCGGGAGCGCGCCGAGCAGAACCGCAUUAUAUUCGAGUCCGUGGGCAAGUGAUCUUCGGGGGGGUCUGCGGCCACGAGAACCUCGACCCCCGUCCUCCACCCCCUGGGCCGGGACGUGCGCGACUGGAACUGACCCAGUCCCGCCGGGCUAUAGCGGCCCAGGGAUGCCCUGAGCACUCUGUGCGUCACCAGUUUUUAAUAAAAGUGCUGAAGAGCC